Bipolaris victoriae FI3 is the source of this 972-nucleotide messenger RNA. RefSeq lists its product as hypothetical. Lineage: Eukaryota; Fungi; Ascomycota; Dothideomycetes; Pleosporales; Pleosporaceae. The record is from RefSeq and is a predicted model, not a curated record. Bases 1 to 972 code for a protein of 323 amino acids. The transcript has 2 exons.
AUGGCGGCUGCGGCGUUGGCGAUAACAUUAUUCGAUCUUCAGGGUGGGAUCUAUAUUCCCCCUGUGGACCCUGCCAUGGUAGUGGCAACAGUCUGCCAAAAAGCGGUUAGCCGCUUGAAAAGACACUUCCCGCAGCUAUUCGCUUUAUCAAAUCCGGGUCCCUGCAACCUUCCCCUGGAGAUUAUCCUUAUGAUCGCAGAAUAUCUCGACAAAUGCGCCCUGAUAUCUCUUGCGUCCACCAUCCCAUACUACAUGGAGCGUCUGGAAUGCAAGAAACGAAUAGAUCUGUACCUUUCCUUCCUAUUAUCCUGCGACAUACCUUACCAUCAUGUACGCUUGGUCAUGAACCGACAUUUUUACGGACCUGAACACGGCUUGCCGCUUCAGGCACUCAGUAAACGAAGGAAUUACACAACUCUCAAGCACAGAAUCAAAUGCUCAGUAUCGCGGCAUGCAUGUAUCUUUAACGAUGAACUUCUAAUACUGACAGCGUUAUCCAUGACGCAGCUCAGAGGUGACUUGGUAUCGCUUAAAAGCCACGUCGAAUUUUCUGGGGGUUCAAUCUGCGAACAUCUCACCUUUCUGCAAGAAUCUCCUGCCUGCAUUCCCAUACCGUUUCCUGAGCUUGCUAAGAAGGGAAGCACAUCGGGUCCAUUCCCGGCCUGCGAGCCUAUAUACGGGUCCUGUACUUCCUGUCCAACAGAUUACAACAUCACUAUGAAUUGGCAAGGUGUGAAAAAGGGAUACAGCAUCGAGGUGCUAGUGUAUCGCGGGUUGGGCGACUGUCGAACGCCAGAGAACUGGUAUUGGCGUAAUACUAUGGCGAGGUGGGACCCGAGUGAACAAAGUAGAUCAGCUUAUUCGCCACAUAAUCCACCUGGAAGUAUAAGGGACAAAUGGAAUGAGGCUGGCGGUGUAGCAGAGAUCACUGAUGGCGCAUGGCGGAGAGCCUUACAAGUAGCUGGAUUGUGA